Molecule: messenger RNA, 1389 nt
Organism: Talaromyces rugulosus
Lineage: Eukaryota; Fungi; Ascomycota; Eurotiomycetes; Eurotiales; Trichocomaceae
Exons: 2
Coding region: 1-1389 (462 amino acids)
Molecular function (GO): FAD binding
Source: RefSeq, a predicted model, not a curated record
AUGGAACAAUCACAUCUAGCGGCUCUUGAGGAUUUCCUCAAAAAUCAUCCAGGCAUCAAGUGCACUCUACCUUCUUCUCCCCAAUACCUGGCAGACCGAAAGGUGUUUAUUCUGUCCCGCAAGGCCAACCCGCUAGCAAUUGCUCAUCCAGAGACGGCAGAGCAAGUUAGUGUGCUUGUACAAUUUCUGCGUUCAAAUGGGAUAAAAUUCACUGUCCGCGCAGGCGGUCACCACCUUCUAGGUUUUUCAAUAGAAGAGGGUGCCUUGACUAUCGAUAUGCGGGCCUUUGCAUCAGUAGAUAUCGCCGCUAACCGCGAGACUGCGACUGUAGGUGCAGGGAUUUUACAGCACGAGCUUUGCAAUGCCUUGUGGGAUAAAGGGCUUGCAACACCAACAGGUGCCAUUCCCUCUGUGGGCUAUCUGGGUUGGGCAAUGUACGGCGGUUAUGGUCCAUUUUCUUCCCACUGGGGACUGGGCGUUGACCAGAUUGUUGCCGCCACUCUAGUCGAUGCAAGCGGUGCUAUCGUCAGAGCGGAUGAUACCCUUCUAAAGGCUGUACGUGGUGCAGGAGGUGCUUUUGGAAUUAUAAUUGAUGUUUCAAUUAAGGUAUAUCAUUUAAAAAGUCUUCUUACCGGCGCAAUAUUUUAUGAUUCACAAGAAAUCAGUAAAACUUUUAUGGACUACAACGCAAAAUACCAAGAAAUCUCAAAACAUGGUUUGCCUAAGCAGCUUACACUACAGCAAAUGGUGGUUAAUGGACCGCCUGGAAGAGUAUUCUGUGUCAGUUUCAUGUGGAGCUCAGAAUCAAUUGAGGAAGGUUAUCACUGGUGCAACAAGAUUGCUUGCCUGGGUACCGUGAUCAUGAACACAGUGGAGGUUACUACUAUCCCGAAGUGGUAUUCUGGAAAUGCAGCGCUCAUUCCGUCUACUAUGUAUGGCUCAUUCCGCACGCAUAGCGUGAAAGAUAUGACGCAGGAAGUGACGGGAUGUAUCGGUCGCGCCCUGGAGAAAUUACCAGCUGAUCCAGGAACAAUGUUUUCAAUCCAUCAGUUGAGAGAUACUUCUGAAACUCCAGCCAGUGCCUCUGUGUUUUCCACAAGGGAACCUCAUUUUAUGUUGGAAAUUGUGGGAUGUGCAACUACCACAGAAAAAGCAGAGACAUCAGAACAAUGGGCGUUUGAUACGUGGGCUGAGGUUAAAAACACCAAUUCCAGUAAUCUUCUUGAUCAUGUUUACAUAUCCUUAGAUCACGUGGAAUACCCAUGUGAUUUGCAUACGCUUACUAGGUAUUUCGGCGAUUAUGCCCAGGACAUCCUCACGACGAAGAAAGAUUACGAUCCCGAGAAUGUGUUUGGAUUGACGGUUCCUCGCUUGGGCAACUUGUUGUAG